Zeugodacus cucurbitae (melon fly) is the source of this 2450-nucleotide messenger RNA. Its product is annotated as transcription factor grauzone-like. Gene Ontology annotation, biological process: regulation of transcription by RNA polymerase II. Lineage: Eukaryota; Metazoa; Arthropoda; Insecta; Diptera; Tephritidae. The record is from RefSeq and is a predicted model, not a curated record. The transcript has 4 exons. Bases 168 to 1886 code for a protein of 572 amino acids. Gene Ontology annotation, cellular component: nucleus. Gene Ontology annotation, molecular function: RNA polymerase II cis-regulatory region sequence-specific DNA binding; DNA-binding transcription factor activity; zinc ion binding.
UUUUACGAGAUAUAACACGCCACUUAUACUGUGUGUACACAUCCUAAGGUUUCGUUUAUUAUAAAACCUUUAUGAUGCAACCCUGGUUGUUUGUUAUUUGAUGUCUUUUCGGUGAAAUGCUAAACAACAAAUUUUAACAAGUUUGUAAUAAACAAUUAUACGAAAAGAUGUUAUGCCGUUUGUGCAUUAGUGAUUGCGAACACAAUUCUUUAGAAUUAUUCGAUUCUGGUGGAACAAACACAACAAUUUACAAUGUUGUCGCGAAGUAUUUCGAAAAGGAAAUAAAUAUGGACGAAGUAAAAUCAGAAUUUGAUGCAGAAAAUGAACAGAGAACUACACAGUUUAACUCACAGGUGAUUUGUGCGAACUGCUGGCGGCACAUAGAUGAUUUCCAUCAAUGGCAGAAGGAGUUGGUGAUACUAAAAGAUGAACGUUUAAAACUACUGCAGCAACCGUAUCAAAGGGAGCUAGUAGAGAGUGUUAAACUAGAAAUGGAAAUGGAUGUAAACAACUUAAAUAUAUAUGCAGAAUCAUUUGCGGACGAUACAUGUGAUAACGAUGACUACUUCAAUGAGGACACUGAAGAUCCAGUAGCUAUCUGCGAAGCCAAACUUACAACGUCGUCGAAGAAAUUGCCUGCUGUUGCAGAUGUAGAAAACGUUGAAAAUGACGAUAAUGACAGUCUCUAUGACGAUAUGCCAUUAUUGAACAGAAAGAAUUUAAAGAAACCUAAAACAAACGCAACUACUAAAAAAAAGGCUGGAAGGCGGAAAAAAGUGAAAAGAGUCGUAAAGAAAACUUCAGAAGUAGAAACUGAUUUGGAUUCCAAUGAGAAUGAGGAUAAGCAUGAUGCUAAUAGUGCUGAGAGAAAUAAAGAAAAAAGUUCGAAAACCAAGGAGUUUGAUGCCUUUAUUGCGCAGCACUUCAAAGAGCAAUUACCAUGUGAAUUAUGUGGUCAUUUAUCCGCCGACUUUACUGAACUGCGUACACACUUUCGCGAUGUGCACAACAGCAAUAAAGGAUAUGUAUUAUGCUGCAAACACAAAUAUAGUCAACGGUUUCACUUUGUUGAACAUUUGCAAGUGCAUUUGAAUCCACAAAAGUUCCAAUGCGCCGAAUGUGGUAAAUGCAGUGCGAAUGGUCGUAGUCUGGUGGCGCAUAUGAAUUCUAUGCAUAAGCCAGAGUCGUUAGAGCGGCGUUUCGAAUGUGAAAUUUGCCAUAAGAAAUUCGCGAAAUUACCAAUUCUAAAAACACAUAUGGAGACACAUGCGGAGGGUAAUCCCGAUCAUGUGUGCAAGGAAUGUGGGAAGGGCUUUAUUUUAGAAAGCCGCCUUAAUAUUCAUAUACGCAAUGUGCACAGCACAGCUUAUCACAGUGUUUGUGACCAGUGCGGUAAAUCUUUCCGUGGACGGUACGCACUAAAAUAUCAUCUGCUGGAACAUGAUGGUGCUGGCAAACAACUCUGGCCUUGCGACCAAUGUGAUGCUAAAUUACAUUCCAAAUUUAGUUUGAAACGUCAUAAACGUAUAACACAUCAUGAUGGUUCCACCGUCUACGUGUGUGGCGAAUGUGGAAAAGUAGCUUUAACCGAGGAUGCUCUCAAGUCACACAAACGUUACGUACAUCAAAGGGAGCGUAUCCACAAAUGUACUGUGUGUGAUAAAGCCUUUAAAGCCUCAAAAGUGUUAAAAGAACAUAUGACUACGCAUACAGGCGAGGACUUGUAUCAAUGUCCGCAUUGCCCACGCACAUUUAAAGUGAAUGCCAAUAUGCAUCAUCAUCGGAAAAGAAAGCAUCCAAAGGAAUGGGAGGAAAAUCGUAGACACCGGCCCAUGUCUUUUAAGCAUAUGGAUCUUAGCGCUAUUUCGAAUGAGGUGGUGCUGUAAAUGGUGGAGAUACAUAAAUUUAGCAUUUAGUUGUUCAUAAAAAACACUAUUUUCAUAAUAUAAUUUUAACUAAAGUUGAAGAUUGCGUCAUCAGGUGUAAUAUUGAAUGCUUUUGUUUAAAUUUAUUAGCGUGAAAGUAUUCAAUUUAUGUCAAGUUUUAUAACAUCUCAAGUUUGCCUGUAUUAUAUUUAUUUUAAAUAAAAAUAAACCAAAGUAUUUUUAUCAGUGCAAAAUUAAGAAAUAAUACAAACAAUAAUUUUACUUCACUAUUCCCAAUAUAACUGGUUCUCAGGUGUGAACGAAUUUGUUUAUUAAGUAUUUGUGCAAAAAUAAAUUCACAAAUAUUUCGGGUAAAUACGUUUUUUAUUUAUUAUAUUGUACAAAAAUUGAACACUAAGGCCUCUAUAUUGUUGGAUAUGUUAAGCGCAAAUACUUUUUUUUAUAAAACGUUUAAGUACACAAAAUGCUUUAGUAUAAAGUUGAACAGGUUAAAUACUUGUUGAUUUUUCACUAAAAUUUAUAAAACUUUCAAUAUAAAUUGUUACAUAUAACAUUUUAGAGCAG